Molecule: messenger RNA, 123 nt
Organism: Haemonchus placei
Lineage: Eukaryota; Metazoa; Nematoda; Chromadorea; Rhabditida; Trichostrongylidae
Source: the annotation of a GenBank genome assembly
CUGUGGCAUAUCUUCGACAUCCUCCUCGCUACUGCUAACCUUAUCACCAAACAAGGCCUGUUCAGAUACAGUUGUAUCCUGAGCAGAUGUAGCAGAUAUGCACGUCUUAGCAUUUAUGGGUAG